Rhincodon typus (whale shark) is the source of this 4499-nucleotide messenger RNA. RefSeq names its product transient receptor potential cation channel subfamily V member 6-like. The transcript has 15 exons. The coding region runs from base 572 to 2392 and encodes 606 amino acids. Lineage: Eukaryota; Metazoa; Chordata; Chondrichthyes; Orectolobiformes; Rhincodontidae. Gene Ontology annotation, molecular function: calcium channel activity; protein binding. The record is from RefSeq and is a predicted model, not a curated record. Gene Ontology annotation, biological process: calcium ion import across plasma membrane. Gene Ontology annotation, cellular component: membrane.
UUCCCCGAGGACAGUCACUCAGAGCAAAAGUAAAAUACUGUGAAUGCCAGAGAUCUGAAUUCAAAACAGAUUUAAAGUGACAGGCCCAUGACUGUUUGUUUUCAGUAGCUUGUUCCAUUGUGGAUUAAACCAGAAUGUUACUGGAGAGACUCAGCAGUCUGAUUUCUGACAGUGUCAUACAGGACUCAAAACAUUAAUCAACUUUCACCCUCCACAGUUACUGCCAAACAUGAUCCAGCUCUUUCAGAUUUUAAUCCACAGUGUAACAAACUGACAAAUCUGUUAGAAUUCUUUGAGGAGGUAGCAAGCAAGUUACAUAAAGAAGAGCCCAUGGGUGUGAUCUAUUUGGAUUUCCAGAAGGCCUUUGACAAGGUGCUACACAGGACGCUGCUAAAUAAGGAUCAAUGAGUCACUUCUACUUUUUGCAGCUAAAGAAAAUAAAGACCAGGAUAUUUUUAAACUUGCUCAGUGUCCUUCAUUUAACCCUUUGGAAACAGGCAUACUGGGGGAGACAGCAUUGCAUGUAGCCGCUGUGUACAAUGCCAACAGGGCAGCAAUCGCUCUCCUUGAUAUGGCUCCUGAACUCAUGAACAUUUCAAUCUCAGGCGAGCUCUAUGCAGGGGAAACAGCCCUUCACAUUGCUGCAGCAAAUGGAAAUGUGCAGCUGGUGAAAGAACUGAUAAGUCACCGAGCUGAUGUAGUCACAUCUUGUGCCACUGGGACAUUCUUCAGGAAAAGCAGCAAAAGUAUCAUUUACUAUGGUGAGCACGUGCUGUCCUUCGCGGCUUGUGUUGGGAAUGCAGAAAUCGUCCGCAUUCUGAUCGAAAAUGGGGCAGACAUUAGGGCACAGGAUUACCUCGGUAACACGGUUCUGCAUGUUCUAGUGCUCCAGCCUAAAAGGCCCUUCAUCCCACAGAUGUACGAUAUAAUUUUAUCCUACGACAAGGCAGAGAAUGAGCCUGCAGUUGACAUGAUCAUCAACAGGAAUGGGCUGACUCCCAUCAAGCUGGCAGCAGUCGAAGGAAACAUUCAGAUGUUCCAGCACCUAUUGCAGAGGAAGGAGCACAAUGUGCAGCGACCGUAUGGCCCCCUGACCAGCACUUACUAUGACCUCUUGGAGAUUGAUUCAUGGAAUGAUGACCUCUCUGUGCUGCAGCUGGUGAUUUCCAGCAAAAACAAGGAGGCCCUAAAGAUCUUUCGCCUAUCCCCUAUGAAGGAGCUCCUCCAAUUAAAGUGGAAUAGCUACGGAAUGUAUUAUUUCCGACUUCUGGCAUUCUUGUACCUUGUCUACAUCACCAUCUUCACCUUCUGCUGUGCCUACCGCCCACUUAAACCAAGGCCCGACAAUGCCACCAAUGAGAGAGACACCAUGUUGUAUGUUGAGAGGACACUGCAGGAAAGCUAUGUAACUUAUGAAGACCAUGUGCGAUUAGUGGGUGAGAUUAUCAGUGUGCUUGGAGCAGUCAGCAUCGUUCUGUUGGAGAGUCAUGACAUAUUGAGGUACGGACCUAAGGAAUACUUUGGAAAAACUGCCCUGGGUGGACCUUUCCAUGUCAUCAAUAUCUGCUACGGAGUGCUAGUAUUGGCCGUGCUCGUGUUAAGACUGACAUCAAUGCCUGGAGAGACCAUCCCCAUGUCCUUUGCACUUAUCCUUGCCUGGUGUAACCUCAUGUACUUCGCUCGAGGUUUUCGCUUGAUGGGACCAUUCGCCAUCAUGAUCCAGAAGAUCAUAUUCGAGAUUAUCCUGCCCUACUUGGUGCUGAUGCUCAUUCUGAUUCUGGCUUUCACAUGCAGCGUCCAUCUGUCAUUCCAAAUCUUGGACCCUGCAAAGUGGGAACGCUUUGUGGAUUUCAGCACCGUCCUCUUCACCAUCUACCUCCUCUUCUUCGGCCUUGUUAACAUGCCCCUCAACUGGGAGGUGAUCCAGCCUGAUAUGGCCCGCUUCCUCUAUGCUGUUUAUACCCUGCUGGCUUUUGUCAUCACGGUAUUCCUUGUCAUCCACAUUAUGGGUGAACUGAUUCGCCGAGUGUCAAAGCAACACGAUGACCUCUGGAGGGCACAGGUUGCCUCCACAACGCUACUGCUUGAACGUCGACUCCCAAGAUGCCUGUUUCCUCGUCUGGGAAUCUGUGGAAAGGAGUAUGGACUCGGAGACAGCUGGUAUCUCCGAGUGGAUGACAGGAACGAUAAUGCUGUCCUGCAAAUCCAAACUUACAACGAAGAUGUGGACGCCAAAGGAUGUGAGGGAAGGCUGAAGAAAGGAGGGACAUCGGAUAAGAGUGAGAGGUGGCACCGACCACGCCAGGGUUGGCAGAUGGUGCGACACAGAAAGAUGGGUCAGAAUUGUCGUGACCUUUACAACGAGAGCAACUCUGAAUCCUGUCUUAUUUAAAGUCCCAAAGAUAGCAAUCCUUCACAUCAUCCUCUUCCAGUGCCAGACAGCAACUGCUCAAUAGAUCACAGACAAACCAACAAUUGGUCCUGGUCUUAGCUUUGCUUUCUGUAGAUUAUUCAGCUCGAGAUGACCCCAUUGAAUUUUUGUUUAAUGUAAACUGUAAGAUCCAAAGUAUUUUUCUCAAGGUUUUUGAGAGGCUCCCAUGCCCCAUUUAUUGAUGUGAGUAUAACCACUCCUUACAUUGCUGCUUAAAUUCCCGACUUACCAGAGUUCUAAAAAAUAUUCCAUCAUGCGUAUUUUUACAUACACCUAGGAGACAAAUGCCCCUGCUCACCCCUUGUUCAGAAAGGGUACAGAAUGCUAAAUGGCAGCAGUAUAUACUCUUGGUGUUGCUGAAUGACAGACGCAGCGCUGUGUCCAAUCAUUGACAUCCUCAAUAUUGAGACUUUGGGCCUGAUUUUAACAUUCCCUCAAGUGAGUGAGUUUUGACUGUGUUAAAAUCAGGGUCAAAUUAAACUGGGCUUAUGUUACAGAAAGAAAAAUGCUCAGUCUCUUUCCUGUAGAUGGGUUUCUUCACAGAGUGACCAUCAUCUCAACUCAAACUGUCAGGGAGAUAAUGGCCUAGAGCACAGGGAAGCAGAAGGUUAAAUUGGGAAUGUUACCUUUCUGGCACUUUCUGACCUCCGUUCAGUCCCCAUGGCCAUAAUUGGAUUUCUGAUCGGCUGUUACAUAAUCCCCAAGUGUUUAAAUUAAACUAUUCCUGCGCUCGGAGACAGGCUCAAAGUCAAGGGGAUAGGGACAGGUGGAAGACAAGUAACCCUUCAAACCCACUCUAUCAGUUAAUUAGAUCUUGGCAGAGGACUGAGAGUUUUACUCUGAGCCUAAUCCACACCAUACUUUGCCAGGGAAUGAUGAGGCAGUGUAGAAAAGGUUUUAUUUUAUACUUAACAACAUGCUGCAUAUGGAAUGACUUAGCAUUUACAUCACAGAGGCAGACCAUUCGGUCCAUCUGGUCCAUGUUGGUGUUUAUGUUCCACUUGAGACUGCUGCAACUAGAUUUAUCUACCCCCACCCUCCUCCCAUAUCCCCAGGCUCACUUCAUUAUCAGGUAUACACAAAGCCUCUGUGAUGUUCUCUGCUUCAAACCCUCCACGUAGCAGCAGACUCCCCAUUCUAACCACUCUCUAACUUCAAUUUUAACAACUCCUCAUCCAGUCAGACUGGUGUGUUGCUUGUGGGGGUGGGAUGGGGCGUGGGCUUUUGUUACCAUGCCGAGUCCACUUACUGGCCUGACCCUCAUGUUUAGCCCAGACUCCCAUUCCAAGCAGGCAGGGGGCCUGCUUUAUAUUUGUGUCAGUGGCAUGUCCUAAACUGAGUAUGACCCAACGGCCAAAAGGCAAUGGGAGCCACAAACAGGUCAAAUGAGAAUAAAGGAGACUGCUCAAGAUCUCUUUGUGGGAGAACAAGAAGCUGCAGUGCCCUACCCAGCUCCUGUAAACAGACCAAGGGCCCUACCCAACACUGGACAUCCCCCAUCCAGGACGAAAAUUCCCUAUCCCCAAAUGCAGCUUUACACGCUGAUCCCUGAUUCCAUAUAUAGGCUCUCCCUCCAAGCCGACACCCUGGGCCCCUCCAUAACUGAUCUCCAACAGUUUUGGUAUUUCUCAUGAUUGAUUCCAGAUCCUUCAAGCUUCUACUUGCAAAGUCAGUGACCCUCUUUGCCCAGGAUACAACUCAAUGACCGUCUUAGGCAGAUAAGUGGAACGGAGGCUGUUAUCAAUUCACUAUGUGAUCUUAUUGAAUGGCAGUGCAAGCUUUUCUGCUCCUAAUUUUUCUGCUUGUAGAUUCUCCAUUCACUGCCUGCUUGCACAAUGUGAUGUUGGUAGUGCCUUUGUUCACAAGGUGAGGCACAAUGUGAAGGGCAGCACUAACUCGCAGGGUGCUAGAUGGGCUGAGUGGAAUUGCAGCAGAAAGGCUUCCUUGAGACAGCUGCCUUACUCUGUUGUGGCACUGUACUCUCCAAAGGGCAAAGACUUAAGCCAUUCACCUUCUGUAAUACUCUGGGGAAUUUUUUUAAACAAUAAAUUGUUGUGCAUUGAACUGA